Molecule: messenger RNA, 815 nt
Organism: Sabethes cyaneus
Lineage: Eukaryota; Metazoa; Arthropoda; Insecta; Diptera; Culicidae
Product: thioredoxin-2-like
Exons: 2
Coding region: 159-482 (107 amino acids)
Molecular function (GO): protein-disulfide reductase activity
Source: RefSeq, a predicted model, not a curated record
GGCCGGUCAACACGCGAUUCGUCUUUUGUUAGAGCGCUCGUUUCGCUGGUAAUCGCUUCCCUCGUCAGCUUUUGGUCAGAUAGAAGAGAAAAAGUUGUGCCUUCAAUUUUUAUUCCGUGACUUUUUGUGCUCGAUUCCGAAGUCUACUACUUGCCACAAUGGUGUACGUCGUAAAGGAUGCUGCUGACUUCGACAGCCGGCUGGAGGCCGCAGGCGACAAGCUGGUCGUGGUGGACUUUUUCGCAACCUGGUGCGGCCCUUGCAAGGUGAUCGCCCCAAAGCUGGAAGAGUUCCAGAACAAGUAUGCUGACAAGAUCGUCGUCAUCAAGGUGGACGUGGACGAGUGUGAAGAUUUGGCGGCCAAGUACAGCAUCUCUAGCAUGCCGACAUUCUUGUUCAUCAAGGAUAAAUCCGUGCUCGAAUCGUUUUCCGGCGCCAACGCCGAAAAGCUGGAGUCCAACAUUAAGAGACUCACUCAAUAAACGUUAGAUUGUAUCCUUAUUCUUAAAUAGAAAGACAGUGAGUAUGAGAUAAAUGUUGAAGCUUGUCCAUCUGAUUGGGCCUGUUCGUUGCUGUCUGCAUAAUCAUAAACCAUUUUCGUCGAUAACCAACAUUUUAAAAUAAUGUGCUAUAAUUGUUCCGGUGUUUGAAACGCUUGACACAAGAUAAUUAUCAGCUGCUAUCAACUUAGUCACAAUUGUCAUACCCAUGCGGGAAGCAGGCUCGAAAAGCAACAGAAACGAAACUCAGCACAACCGGUUGGAAAUAUGAAGCAGAGAAAGUGAAAGAAGAAUACACUCUAAUUGUCCACGUUA